Molecule: messenger RNA, 729 nt
Organism: Xenia sp. Carnegie-2017
Lineage: Eukaryota; Metazoa; Cnidaria; Anthozoa; Malacalcyonacea; Xeniidae
Exons: 4
Coding region: 125-622 (165 amino acids)
Source: RefSeq, a predicted model, not a curated record
UUGCCAGUCUACAAAUAACAGCAUCUGCAAAGAAAUUUCAGUCGAAGCGGGACAAGGCAAGAAGAAGUAUCUACGAAAGGUUUUGCAUGAUAGCAUUCACAAAGUCGUCCUUAUAAGCGUAAACAUGCACUUCAAAAGCUUGAUCAUCUUUUUGGCAUUCUCCAUAACCCUGGCAUUUGCAGGAUGGAAACAAGUUACUCCAAGAAUUUGCGUUGGUGCCAGGAACAAUCAUUUUCGGUCGAUUACAUUGAGGGGAAAUUCAUUCGUCAUUGCAAUGAAAUUGACACAUCUUAGUGGUAAAAUUGGAUGUCGUUCGGGUUCCAGAACGAACUGGGGUUGUAGAUAUGGUGAUAACAGAAGAACACUCAACAUGAUUGUCACAGACAAUAGAAAUAAACGCAUUUUCCCCUCACCUCUUUUGGUUAAACCUGUCAGAGGUAACUGGUACGAAAUGCCUGGAUACAACGAGAAUUCCGGUUUACUCGUCUUCGCUCUUCCUGGUUAUCAAUAUAUGUAUCAUGGUCAGGUAUUUAGGUUCUGGUACGGAGAAGAUCUUUCAGGUCAUACCGAAAGCGACAAUCAUGGACACACUUGUAUGAAAGUGGAAGUUUUUACUAAAUAGGGCUUUGGAUUAUUUUUCUUCUGAAUUUUUCAUUUUCUAGUGAUGACUUUGUAAUAAAUUCAUUAGCAUUUAAAAAGACGAAAAUAAAUUUCUUUUAUUUUUUCUGA